Molecule: messenger RNA, 528 nt
Organism: Capsicum annuum
Lineage: Eukaryota; Viridiplantae; Streptophyta; Magnoliopsida; Solanales; Solanaceae
Product: B3 domain-containing protein REM10-like
Exons: 3
Coding region: 1-528 (175 amino acids)
Molecular function (GO): DNA binding
Source: RefSeq, a predicted model, not a curated record
AUGUAUCACUCAUGCUAUGUAUUGCAGAAAGUACCUAUUGGUUUCUUGAAGUAUUUGAAGGGACAUGACCAUGUUGAACAUGUUGUACUGAAAAGGGCUGGCAAGAAGUGGUUGGUGAAGCUGAACGGACGACGAUUCAAAGAUGGAUGGGAAAAGUUUGCAGAGGAACAUGAUUUGCAGUUAGGAGAUAUGUUGAUUUUCAGACAUGAAGGAGACAUGGAUUUUGAUGUUUCCAUAUUUGAUUCAACUCGUUGUGACACAGAAUAUGCAGAGUAUCUGCAAGAAAAAAAGAUAGAAAAAACGAAGCCCAACGUCAUGUCACCAUCCAAGGUUGUUCCCAGUGUAGGAACUGUCAAGGGCUUGCAUCUCAGUCACUCUCAAUUUGUUUGUACCAUGAAAUCCUAUAACCUUACAAAGAGUUUUCUGUGUGUUCCAAGACCAUUUGCGAGGUUAAACGGUCUCAAGAACAGGAGAUGUACGAUAAUGAUAAAUGACGAGCAAAGGUCAUGGACGUUUAGUUUAUACUAG